GAUAAAUUAGGGUUUUGCGGAGACACAUAAUAAGAGUGUAAGACCAUAGAACAGAAUCCGUGUUAUUUAUUGUUCACUUUUCACUCCGGCAGAGACGAACAGAGAGGCAGCCAUGGCGAGGAUCAAGGUACACGAGUUGAGGAACAAAUCCAAGACGGAGCUAUUGAACCAAUUGAAGGAUUUGAAAGCAGAGCUUGCCCUCCUCCGCGUCGCUAAGGUUACCGGUGGCGCCCCCAACAAGCUAUCCAAGAUCAAGGUCGUGAGGCUGUCAAUAGCGCAGGUGUUGACGGUGAUUUCGCAGACGCAGAAGGCCGCUUUGAGAGAAGCCUACAAGAAUAAGAAGUAUUUGCCUCUCGAUCUCCGCCCCAAGAAGACUAGAGCCAUCCGUAGACGCCUCACUAAGAACCAGGCAUCUCUAAAGACAGAACGCCAAAAGAAGCGGGAGAUGUAUUUCCCAAUGAGGAAAUAUGCCAUCAAGGUGUAAGAUUGAAUCAACUGAAGAAGGAAUCUGCGGUAUUUGAUUCAUCAAGUUACAAAGGAUGGCUUUCUUUUUUUGAAUUUUGGCUUUAAUAUAGUGUUUGCCUUCUUUAUCCCCAUCAAACUCAGAGAAUGAAUGAAUUUUUGGUAGUCCAGCAUUUCCCAUGUUGGAAUUUGAUUAUGUAACUUGCGAUGAGCUCUCAAGUGCUAAGAUAGAAGUACGAUUUGAUUCACUGUGAUCUUUAGGCUAGACCGACCGACAGGUGAUGGUGUUUCCCUCAAGAAAGAAGGGUUGAUUUGUUCCUGUAAUCAUUCAAAAAAGGAAACACCAAACCAGUCUUUAAAGAUUUUGUUAAGAUUAAUGCA
Messenger RNA from Tripterygium wilfordii, 843 nucleotides. RefSeq names its product 60S ribosomal protein L35-like. The record is from RefSeq and is a predicted model, not a curated record. NCBI's taxonomy places the organism in Eukaryota, Viridiplantae, Streptophyta, Magnoliopsida, Celastrales, Celastraceae. Bases 113 to 484 code for a protein of 123 amino acids. Gene Ontology annotation, biological process: maturation of LSU-rRNA from tricistronic rRNA transcript (SSU-rRNA, 5.8S rRNA, LSU-rRNA); translation. Gene Ontology annotation, cellular component: cytosolic large ribosomal subunit; ribosome. Gene Ontology annotation, molecular function: mRNA binding; structural constituent of ribosome. The transcript has 4 exons.